CCACAGAACACUCGCGAUCGCCGCCCGGCCUCCACGCGUACAUCGAUCAGACCCUCUGAUACGCAGAGUGACUCGAUACGAUUACAGAAAUAAUAUUCAUAAUAUUACACGCAAAAUAUUGUAAUAUUACAACAAUAAUAUUCAAAUUAAAUAGAAUUUGAAUAUUCUGCUCACUGCAUUCUUUUUCUAAUUACAAUCGAACACGAUUAUUCUUAAUUUAAAUUGUUGCACUUGUUCUUAAUUUAAAUUUAAUGUAAAUAACCUCUUGAUUCUAAUUGGAACUUUUUUGUGACUUUAUGAUUUCUGAAUUUGAAUUUGGAAGCAAUUAGUGAUUCUUGUGAAUAUUUUAAAAUUAUUGAACGAACUUUUUAAUUUCGAAUUUGGAACUUUAUUGUUUUUGAACUUUGUAAUUAAUUUAGGAACAUUGUUGUGAUUGUUUUUUGUUUAAUUGCAACUGUUUGGUGAAGAAUUGUAGUGUUUUAGUGUGGAAGAGAUUCGAGUAAACUGAGAUGACCCCGAUGGGCCUUCUGUUUAAAGUGAACAGCGAGGGAUUGUUCACAAGUCCAGUGAAUGCUACGCCAGUCGACUACGCCAAGAUAUAUCCAGACCCGGAGUCUGAAAAGGCGAUCAUGGGUUCUGUGGUGUACUGCAUCCACCACAAGGAAGGAUGCCAGUGGUCGGAUGAGCUCCGUAAACUGAAGGCACAUCUUAACACGUGCAAGCACGACGCGGUGCUGUGCGCGGCGCAGUGCGGCGCCAUGAUCCCGCGGGUGCUGAUGCAGGACCACCUGCGGUACACGUGUCCGCGCCGCCGCGCCAACUGCGAGCACUGCGGGAAGGAGUUCUCCGGGAGUGCUUUAGAGGAGCACCAAGGGAACUGCGGCCACGAACCGGUGUACUGCGAGAACAAGUGCGGCGCGAAGGUGCAGCGCCGACACACGCAGCAGCAUGUGCAGCAGCACUGCAGCAAACGGCUCGUGCCCUGCAGACACUGCGGUCAGAGGUAUACGCAGGACACAGUGUCGGCGCACGGGGCGAUGUGCUCGCGCGCGCCCGUGCCGUGCCCGCAGCGCUGUCUGGCGGCGCCCGCGCGGGACGAGCUGGACGCGCACCUGCGCGACCACUGCCCGUCCGGCUCCGUGCUGUGCACCUACAAAGACGCUGGAUGUCGUUUUAAGGGUACAAGGCAAGCUCUGGAAAGGCAUACAGAAGAAAGUUCCCAACAACACUUAGCACUGGUCUCCGCUUUGGCCACCCGUCAGGCGAGGCAACUGGAGUCCCUCCGAUCGGCGGUCGCGCGACUGUCGGUCAACUACACCGGCGCGCUGGUGUGGCGCAUAAGCGAUUGGGCAGCCAAGAUGGCCGAGGCCAAGUGCAAAGAUGGCGUCGAGCUUGUGUCACCCGCGUUUUAUACGAGCCAAUAUGGAUACAAGUUGCAGGCGUCACUAUUCCUAAACGGCAACGGAGCAGGCGAAGCUAGCCACAUGUCAGUAUACAUCAAGAUCUUACCCGGCGAGUACGACGCUCUUCUGCGUUGGCCCUUCGCUCACACCGUGUCCUUCACACUGUUCGACCAAAGCUCCAGUCCAGACAGAGCCUGCAAUAUAGUCGAGAGCUUCGUCCCCGACCCCACAUGGAAGAACUUCCAAAGGCCAUCGAAAGAGCCAGACGCGUUAGGAUUCGGCUUCCCGAGGUUCGUGUCACACGAAAUGCUCAAAAAACGCAACUUUGUCAAAGAUGACGUCAUGUUCCUCAGGGUCAAAGUGGAUCCGAGCAAAAUAGUAGCCGUCUAAUCGUGCUAAUACAACCGGGUGCAUUAUACGCACAAUAAAAAGUCACUGUUAUUUAGUAUUAGAUAAUUUAAAAGUCAUAGUUUUUUAAGUUUUUGUAAAUAUUUUUUUUUAGAAUAGGUACUAUUUUUUUGAGUUGUCGCGGGCAUUUUUGAUUUGUGAACGUCGAGUGGUGAGAUCGUAUGAUGGCCUUUACAAGAGACUGAUAAUUAUGAUAUUAUGGUGUUAGUGGAGUCUUGCUGCCAAAAAUUAUAAUUGUUUGAUUACAAUAUUUGACUAACUUU
Bicyclus anynana (squinting bush brown) is the source of this 2074-nucleotide messenger RNA. It is a transcript of the gene Traf4, whose product is annotated as TNF receptor-associated factor 4. Gene Ontology annotation, cellular component: plasma membrane signaling receptor complex. Gene Ontology annotation, biological process: protein K63-linked ubiquitination; regulation of apoptotic process; regulation of canonical NF-kappaB signal transduction. NCBI's taxonomy places the organism in Eukaryota, Metazoa, Arthropoda, Insecta, Lepidoptera, Nymphalidae. The record is from RefSeq and is a predicted model, not a curated record. The transcript is spliced from 8 exons. Gene Ontology annotation, molecular function: protein binding; zinc ion binding. Bases 510 to 1793 code for a protein of 427 amino acids.